ACGAGGAGGGAAAUGUUUCUGGAGGGGCAUCAGGAACAAUAUCUGCAUCAACAAGUCCGCUCAGUGCUAGGAUGAGAAAGAGAGCCGGAACAGGACUCAGCGCGUUCCUGACGAAACUCAUGCGUACAGAGACGACCGUCGUCGAGUUGCCGACCCUGACUAUCAAUACAACGACCAUUGAAGAGGCAGCCGUUCCGGCGGAUUCUGACGAGGAUGACGAUGACGAAGAAGAUGAGGACGAUGAUGGCGAGGAAGUCUAUGACAGCGAUGCCGAGGACGAAGGAGAGGAUGUGGAAGGCGUCGAGGACGUUCGCGAGCACAAGGAUCAGAGAGGAGCAACGCCUGCCAACAAAGAGACCGCGGACGAAAAUCGUGUAAAUGCUACUCCACCUCAACAAACGCUCCAUCCCAACGCUGAACUGGACUCAGUUGUAGUCCUUGAUCGAUCCAUACCCUCUCCUUCUCCCCUUUUGAUCAACGCUGCAGAGACCAGGCAGGCCCAGACGACGGCCAGCACUGCAACCCAGGACGCAGUGCAUUCAGCUAUCUGUAAAGACGAUGGCACCGAAGCCGACCCUAGCACCAGUGCGGAACCUCAUAUCAGCCCACGACCCUCGAUUUCUUCGUCGCUGUCAUCCUCAUGGGAUCACAUCACCAGGCGUGAUCUUGAAAAGCAAGUGACGAUUUUGCCGUCGCCAGUGACGACCUCCAAGCGUCGAUCGCCCUAUGGAAGACGUGGUUUGCACGGAGUGCGGUCCAGUACCGGGAGGGCGGCAAAGUCGGCAUCAACGGCUGCCCAGAGGCUGGGUUGGCAACUCUCAACCUUCCUGUCGAAAUUUAUUCGAGGCAUCGGAUCAAAUUCAUCCACCUUUAACACCACCAAGGCUACCCCUAGAACAUCACCUCUGGCUGAGAGGUCUAGUUUUCAGCCCCAAGUACCAGCGAUUGCCACGGAAAUCUCGGGCGUAGAUGACAGGACUGGCGACCAGGAUGGGAGUAGGAUCGAUACACUAAAGAAUGGUUCAUUGUCAGCCAGUACUUCGAUUGCGCAAUUUCAAGGAGAGCCCCUGCAUUCAAAUGCGAACAUGGCAGGACCUUCCACUAAUGCAAGGGGAAUCACCUUGAGCAUGGAGGGAUCUUCAUUGCAGCCGCCAAGGCCAUGCAUAACACCAGCCACGUCGUUGAUGACAAACCCAACAGCAUUCUCUACGCCAGUAUCCUCGCCGGCCCCAUCCACAUCGGCUCCUCGCUUUACAGGAUCGUCGCCGGCAGCUGUUGCGGUCUCAGCAGCAGCAGCGGCCUUUUAUUUGCCGCUGGAAUGUCGACAACGUAUCCACACUCAAGUUCAAGAAGAGGGUCGAGCGAAUGCACCUUACUUAUUUGGACCAGCCAAGGGAUUUGUAGUGGAUGUGGUUCUCCUGGAUCACUAUUAUCCACUGUUUUUGAAGCAUGUUGAACUACAGAAUCUGGGACUCUUGACGCGACACCACCCGAGCAAUGUGAUCAAGCAACGAGGGAUGGUCUGGAUCGGCGUUGCUUUUUGGCUAGGGGUGAUCGGGAUCCAGUUGGCGUUGAUCCUGAUGGGCAUGGGUGGAUGGAAGAGUCCGUGGGUGUGGCUCGUUGGAGUGGUCGGAGGUUGGACGGGAUCGAUUUGUCUUGCGACAGGCAUCAAGGGUUUCUCACCGAUCUUGGGAAUCUUGGGCAAAAUGUGCGAAGACAGACACUUGUUCCGGUUCAGACGGAUCCAGGAGCCGUCGAUUCGAGUUCGUCAUCGAUGGAGGGCGUACUGGAUGCUGAGUUAUUGCAUCUUUUGGUCAACGGUGGUAAUGGUCGUCUUUGCGGCAUUGCCCCAACGAAACGCUGACCGUUGAAUUGUACUUUUAGCAAGAGAGACACGAAGGAAGAAGACGAAAAGGGUUGAGUUCAUACUACAUGGAAGUGCCAUCAACUUUUAAUCCGCAUUCAUCAUAUCAUUUUUACAAUCUCUCCAUGUCAUCUAUUCCAUAGCAUAUCAGUCCAUAAUAAUAUUUGCACAUUGCCAUUUUUACACAGUG
Messenger RNA from Gamsiella multidivaricata, 2054 nucleotides. RefSeq lists its product as uncharacterized. Lineage: Eukaryota; Fungi; Mortierellomycota; Mortierellomycetes; Mortierellales; Mortierellaceae. The transcript is spliced from 3 exons. Bases 72 to 1871 code for a protein of 599 amino acids. The record is from RefSeq and is a predicted model, not a curated record.